AGGGAAAGUGCCGCUGCGAGGCAGUCCGUUGAGCUGUACUGCGCCUGGAAUUUGGCGGAAAGCAUCGCUCCGUUUGAUUGAUUGCCGUUUUAUCUAUCUCGCCCCGGAUCUCGUACGCGUCGGUGUUCAGUGUGCCGAGGUGAGGAAGAAGAUGGCGCAGCCAUCGCCCAAGAAGGUGCUGCUGAUGGGCCGCGCGGGAGCGGGCAAGACGUCGAUGCGGUCCAUCAUCUUCGCCAACUACCUGGCUCGGGAGACGAAGCGCUUCACCUACACGAACCACGUGGAGCAGUCGCAUCUGCGGUUCCUGGGCAACCUGAUCUUGUCGCUGUGGGACUGCGGCGGGCAGGACACCUUCAUGGAAAACUACUUCGAGAGCCAGCGGGAACACAUCUUCCGCAACUGCGAGGUGCUCAUCUACGUCAUCGGCCUCUCACCCGCCACCAUCGACAUCGCCCUCAAGUCCAGCGGCGGCAACGAGCCCUCCGGCGCGCAGAGCAAGCCGCCGGCGACGACCAAGGAGUUCGAGAAGGACUUUGUGUACUGGAAGCAGACGGCCGAGUCCAUCAGGCAGUUCUCCCCGUUCGCCACGGUGUUCUGCCUGGUGCACAAGAUGGACCUGGUCAAGGAGCAGGACCGAGAGCGGGUCUUCGCCUUCUAUGACGGCGAGCUGCGGCGGCUGGGCGGCGACCUCAGGCGCAUCCAGACCUUCGCCACGUCGAUAUGGGACGAGACGCUGUUCAAGGCCUGGUCCGACAUCGUCAACUGCCUCAUCCCGUAUGUCAACGUCCUCAACGCCCACCUCAAGCACUUCUGCAGUGUGGCGCAGGCCGACGAGGUCGUGCUGUUCGAAAAAUCCACAUUCCUGGUCAGGCACUAGAGUGAGAGGGCAAGCCGUCGGCUGGCUAACACAGUGUCUGUGUCUGGGUGUGGGUGUGGGUGUGGGUGUGUGUGUGCAGGUGAUAGCAUCUGCCAGCGACGAGCACCACAAGGAUCCCCAUCGCUUCGAGAAGAUCUCCAACAUCGCCAAGCAGUUCAAACUCACCUGCGGCAAGUCACAGGCCAGCCACACACACACUCACACACACACACACACAGAGACAGACAGACACACAGACAGACAUUGCACUGUAAACCGUGUAUCUGUGUAAGCCUGCCGGGGUGUGUGUGUGUGUGUGUGGUGUCAGGCCAACUUCACGACCCUGACGGUGCAGAAUUCCUUCUUCCGCGCCUUCAUCGACAAGUUCACCGACAACACAUACAUCAUGGCCAUCAUCACCAACAAAGGUCAGUCAGUGCUGGCCUGGCGGUGGGGGCAGCCAGGCAGGGGACGGACUGACACACGGACAGACAGAUCUGUGUACCUAGAUAUCUCAUGGGCGGUCCAUGUAUGUCUGUGUGCUCUCAGAGGUUCCGUCCGCCGCCGUGCUGAUCAACAUCGAUCUGGCCAGGUCGCACUUUGACCGAAUCGCCGCCAGCAUGCCGUCAGGGCCCACACUGUGAAUGAUGUGCCUGUCUGAUGAGGGUUUGGGGGAGGUGAGCUGCACACACCGUGUGUGUGCCGUGCUGCUUCACUCUCACUCACUGAUUGCAAAACGUGUAUAUGGAUUCACCGACUGAGGCUGCCGCCCCGCCGGGUAUUUUUGCCGGCCAUCAGGUAGGUAGGAAGGAUGACUGACUGACUGACUGACACCUGCAGGCAGCAGAUCGGUUCUCACUGUCCAUGCUGGCUGCGUGAAUGAAUGACACUUGUACACUCUGACUGACUGCAUCCCUCUGUGGAAUUAUCAUCAUUCACUG
Molecule: messenger RNA, 1797 nt
Organism: Vitrella brassicaformis
Lineage: Eukaryota; Vitrellaceae
Source: the annotation of a GenBank genome assembly